CGGUCACCAACUCUUCUCGUGCGCCGAUCGAGAGAGCUUGGCGUCGCAUCCAUCCAUCCAUGGCGAUCCUGGCCUGCCUCCUCACCGUCGUCCCCACGAUCCUCGGACUCGCCAUCCGGCGGCUCCGGAUCCUCCUGCGCUUCCCUUCUCCCCAUGCCGCGGCGGGGUUCUUCCACCCGUACACCAACGACGGCGGCGGCGGGGAGCGCGUGCUCUGGUGCGCCGUCCGCGCCGUCCAGGACCUCUGCCCCGGCCUCCCCUGCGCCGUAUUCACCGGAGACGCCGACGCGUCGCCCGACGGCCUCGCCGCCCGCGCGCUCGACCGGUUCGGCGUCCGUCUCCUCCGCCCGCCGCAGGUUGUCCACUUGAACAAGAGAAAAUGGAUCGAAGCAAGCACGUAUCCCCACUUCACGAUGAUAGGGCAAAGUCUUGGCUCAGUAUAUCUUGCAUGGGAGGCUCUUAAUAAGUUCGCCCCACAAUUUUACUUCGAUACAAGUGGCUAUGCUUUUACAUAUCCAUUGGCUCGGCUAUUUGGUUGCGAGGUCAUCUGCUACACUCACUAUCCCACUAUCAGUUCUGAUAUGGUUGAACGUGUUAAGCAGCGCAAUUCCAUGUACAAUAACAACUCUCGGAUCUCUGGAAGCAUUUGGUUGUCUAGGUGCAAAAUACUCUACUAUACCAUAUUCAGUUGGUUAUAUGGUUUAGUUGGUUCCUGUGCACAUCUUGUGAUGGUGAAUUCCUCAUGGACAAGAUCCCAUAUUGUAAACAUAUGGAAGAUUCCUGAGUGUACAAAGAGGGUAUACCCUCCAUGUGACACUUCUGCCCUGCAGCAGAUGCUUCCCCUGGAACGAUCAACGAUGCCUCCUAUUCUUAUAUCAGUUGCACAGUUCCGCCCGGAAAAGGCCCAUGGUCUUCAGUUGGAGGCAUUUGCACUUGCUCUUCAAAGGCUAGAUCCGGACUCCAUUAAGCCAAAGCUUCAAUUUGUUGGUAGUUGCCGGAAUAAGGAGGAUCUUGAAAGAUUACAAAAGCUUGAGGACAGAUCCGUGGAGCUUCGCAUAGAUGAGCUUGUGGAGUUCCACAAGGAUAUCUCUUACAGGGACUUGGUACAGCUUCUAGGUGGCGCCAUUGCUGGACUCCAUUCAAUGACAGAUGAGCAUUUUGGAAUAAGUGUUGUUGAGUACAUGGCAGCUGGUGCUAUUCCAAUUGCCCAUAAGUCUGCAGGACCAAUGAUGGAUAUUGUGCUAGAGGAGGACGGCCAUCAGACAGGAUUUCUUGCCUCCGAUAAGGAAGAAUUCACCGAGGCAAUCCUCAAGGUUUUGAGGAUGCCAGAGACAGGUAGGCAAGAAAUGGCGGCAGCAGCACGAAAGCGCGCACAAAGGUUUUCAGAGAAGAGGUUUCAUGAAGAUUUCACCGACGCGGUUCGCCCAAUUCUAUCAGCAACUGAAGGUCGACACGUACAGAUGUCUCCUCUGAUAGAGUAAUAGUCUGGAAAUACUGACAAGUUCCACAUGUAGUGAUUCUUAGCUUUUCUAGAUUAUCACUAAUGAUUGUGUUAUGUGCACCAUAUAUAUAGAGGAACAGAUGAAUGAUGUGAAACAGCGCUGACUAUUUUGGGUGCUGUACCAUUUUUUCUUCCUUUUUCUUAUGAUCAAA
Brachypodium distachyon (stiff brome) is the source of this 1653-nucleotide messenger RNA. Its product is annotated as GDP-Man:Man(3)GlcNAc(2)-PP-Dol alpha-1,2-mannosyltransferase. Lineage: Eukaryota; Viridiplantae; Streptophyta; Magnoliopsida; Poales; Poaceae. Bases 60 to 1481 code for a protein of 473 amino acids. Gene Ontology annotation, cellular component: endoplasmic reticulum membrane. The transcript is spliced from 7 exons. Gene Ontology annotation, biological process: protein N-linked glycosylation. Gene Ontology annotation, molecular function: GDP-Man:Man(3)GlcNAc(2)-PP-Dol alpha-1,2-mannosyltransferase activity. The record is from RefSeq and is a predicted model, not a curated record.